Heterobasidion irregulare TC 32-1 is the source of this 715-nucleotide messenger RNA. RefSeq lists its product as uncharacterized. The record is from RefSeq and is a predicted model, not a curated record. Lineage: Eukaryota; Fungi; Basidiomycota; Agaricomycetes; Russulales; Bondarzewiaceae. The annotation marks the transcript as partial. The transcript has 3 exons.
GUUGAGGGCCAGUGGAGCGGCGUCUGUGAGGAAUGGGCUGAGGAGCGGGCGCGGAUCAGUAGUGCGCGUGAGGAUUGGGAGGCGCGCGUGCGGGCUGCCGAGGAGGGGUUUGACGGCGCCGUCGCGAAGGUGGAUGCCGGGCUCGCGACGCUGCAGCAACACACCAGCUCAAGGCAAACGGGAACGCGCGCAACGGCGUCGGGCUCGUCACGCCUCCCAGUCCGCGCAGUAUCUCGUCUGACUCGGGCAAGCGUCAUCGGCGGAAACGGCCGGCGACCUCCCGGGGCUGAUCGCGUUCGCACUCGGCCGAUUGAAUAAGGACGACGGUGGGUACGCGAGCUCCCAAAGCACGCGCGCGCGUGCCUUGGGCGCAGGACGAUUCGGACUCGGACGUGCGUCACGCAAGCGACGAUGCGAGGAUCAUGUCCUUGAAGCACUAUCCCAUCACCCCAGAGUCGUCGGUCCGGAAGGCAUCGACAGGGUCCACGACGACGAUGAAGACGGAAGACGACGCCGCACACGCCUCGUCUGCCGCCGCCGCCAAUCUGAAGGGCGCACACCUGGCGCCAAUGGUUCAACAUUCAGCACAGAUGUCGACGACGGUGGGCGUGCUCAUGCUCAGCGUCGCCGCCUUGGCGGUGCUAUGGCGUAUCAAAGGAUAAUAGUUGCCGGGCAAAUCUCACGGUCCUUUUAUUAUGGUUCAAUCCCUGCGCAC